This is a messenger RNA of Rhipicephalus sanguineus (brown dog tick), 1054 nucleotides long. Its product is annotated as dehydrogenase/reductase SDR family member 7. Bases 77 to 1036 code for a protein of 319 amino acids. NCBI's taxonomy places the organism in Eukaryota, Metazoa, Arthropoda, Arachnida, Ixodida, Ixodidae. The transcript is spliced from 8 exons. The record is from RefSeq and is a predicted model, not a curated record. Gene Ontology annotation, molecular function: oxidoreductase activity.
AUUCCGAUAAGACGCACCUGUUCCACCAGUUCGAUCAGUAGUCAUACAGAGCGCCCGGAACGCAAUCUGACAGAAAAUGUUGAAUGAAUUGCUUUCAAUGCCGCUUCUUGCGGUGUGUGCUGCCAUCGCACUUCUUGCGCUGUGGUUGAUACGUGCCGACGCCGACUUGACUCUGCUAUUCUGUGAAAAGUUCGGAGUGUCUCCAGCUUCCCUGCAAGGCAAGGUGGUAUGGAUUACAGGUGCAUCCAGUGGCAUUGGAGAGUGGCUUUCUUACAAGCUGGCUAAAGUGGGUGCCAAACUCGUUAUUUCUGGCACACAUCAGCAAAGGCUGCAAGCUGUUCAUGACAGAUGUUUGGAACUUAACAAUCACUGCAAAGUGCUGGUUUUGCCAUUCAAUUUGGCCAACAUCUCCUGCCAUGCUGAUCAACUCAAAAAGGUCCUGGACUUUUACGGAACUGUAGACGUAUUGGUCAACAAUGCUGGAAUAUGCACUAUGAAAAACUUUGAAGACUGCACAAUCGAAGAGGACAAGGCUAUGUUUGAGGUCAAUGUGUUUGGCCACAUGUCACUCACCCGACUCGUUCUUGUCAAUGCAAAAGAGGCGGGAAGGAAGGUGCACGUCGUAGCCACAAGUAGCAUGAGUGGAACACAAGGUGUUCAUCUGGCUCCAGCAUAUGCUGCAACCAAGCAUGCAAUUCAGGGUUACUUGGAGAGUCUGAUGGUGCAGGGGCAGGUGACCGGCCUGAUCGAUGUGACAAUUGUGUGCCCGGGACCAGUGAUGACACCAAUGACAAUUAAUGCCCAUGAAUCGAUAUCGGAUGAACCAGCAGUGAAGGUAGUUGGUGUGUUGCUACCAGAGCGUUGUGCCGAGCUGAUGUCUGUUGCAAUCGCAAACAAACUUAACACCGUCUGGAUCUGUGAAAACCCUCUCCUGAUGCUCUUCUACUGGAACCAGUAUAUGCCUGGCAUCUAUCAAAGAUAUGUUGUUUCGCAGAUACCUUGGAACAAGGGUGACGUCCACAAGAAAGAAAAGUAAACAGCAUUGUUGACAUUU